AUGGAGAACAGAUCUAAAGUGAAUGAGUUCAUCCUUACAGGAUUAACAGAUGACCCAGAGCUUCAGGUUCCUCUCUUCAUCAUGUUCACCCUCAUCUAUGUCAUCACCCUGGUAGGGAAUAACCUCUCUUUGGUAGAUUUUGGCUACUCCUCAACUAUUACUCCCAAGGGGAUGGCAAGACUCCUUACAGGGGACAAGGGUAUCUCCUAUAAUGGCUGUGAUAUGCAGUUGUUCUUCUUUGAGACCUUUGCUGUUACUGAAAGUUUUCUCUUAGCCUCUAUGGCCUAUGAUCGCCAUGCAGCUAUCUGCAAACCUCUACAUUACACCACCACCAUGACAUCAACUGUUUGUGCAUAUCUGGCCAGUGGUGCUUACAUCUGUGGUUUUCUGUCCUCCUCCAUAGUCAUAGGAAACACGUUUAGCUUUUCCUUUUGUAGGUCCAACAUACUCCAUCACAUUUUCUGUAAUAUUCUCCCUCUCCUAGCUCUCUCUUGCUCUGAUAUUCACAUCACAGAGUCACUAGUCUUUAUCUUAGUGUCACUCAAUGCCUUUUUUCCGUUUCUUGUCAUCCUUACUUCUUAUUUGUUAAUCUUCAUCACCAUCCUGAAAUCCUGUUCUGUUGAUGGUUGCCAGAAAGCCUUCUCCACAUGUGCUUUCCAUCUCACAGCAGUGUUCAUAUUUUAUGGGACAAUCAUCUUCAUGUACUUCCAACCCAGCUCAAGCCAUUCCAUGGACACAGACAAAAUAGUGUCAGCGUUCUACACUAUGGUCAUCCCCCUGUUGAACGCUCUGGUCUAUAGUCUUAGGAACAAAAAUGUCAAGAAUGCUUUUAGAAAAGCU
Molecule: messenger RNA, 840 nt
Organism: Vombatus ursinus (common wombat)
Lineage: Eukaryota; Metazoa; Chordata; Mammalia; Diprotodontia; Vombatidae
Product: olfactory receptor 5B12-like
Exons: 2
Biological process (GO): sensory perception of smell; G protein-coupled receptor signaling pathway
Cellular component (GO): membrane
Molecular function (GO): G protein-coupled receptor activity; odorant binding; olfactory receptor activity
Source: RefSeq, a predicted model, not a curated record